UCGAGCACCUUCUAGCAUCUUGUAGAACCUCAGAGCAUCUUUUAGCGUCAUCUAUCUGUCGAUCAGCAGUCGAACUGAAAAAAGAAAAAUGAACUUACCCGGACUCAGUGGCGCUUCUAAUCCUAUGACGUCAUCUCCAUCCACGUGUCGAUAACGGCGGAAAGUUUGUCAUUUCUCCACUUUUGACUUUGGACUAACGCGGGGAGGAAAAAAAGGACAGCUGUGGAGUUUGACGACGAGGCGGAAGGAUGGAGACUUUGUUCUACCUGCUCGUCCUCGCCUUCGCUCGGGGGUCUUCGGCUCUUGGCUACGCCGAGUCUCACGCGGUGCUCGGCGGCCAAAGAGCGGCCAGCAGACACAGGAACUGGUGUGCGUACGUGCUGACGCGCACUGUCAGCUGUGUGAUGGAGGACGGCGUGGAGACCUACAUCAAGCCCGACUAUCAGCGCUGCACCUGGGGACAGUGUCCUCGAGUGGCGUACCGGACGUACCGGAGGCCGAGGUACAAGGUGGCCUACAAGAUGGUGACAGAGAUGGAGUGGAAGUGUUGCCAUGGAUACUCGGGGGAGGACUGCCACGAAGGGCCGAGGGCAACGAGCGACAGCAAGCGGCCCGGCGUCACGCAGACGGGCGACACGCCCGGCGGCGGUGGAGAAAGUGGAAAUGGUGACAGGGAGAAGGUGAGGCAGCUUGAAGAGACCAUCAGCCGCCUGACCAAAGACCUCCACAGCAUGCAGACCUCCAUCCAUGAUGUGGACCAGAGGCUAUCCCGACUGAAUGGAGCCAUUGUGCCAGCGGACUCAGCCCAGCCGCACAUGAAGGAGACCAUCAACAACAUUCACAACAAGCUGGACCAUCUGUACAACAAGACCCAGGUCCACGACCAGACCCUGGUCAACAUCAACAACCACUUGGAGAAUGGAGGCGGCAACGAGCUGGACGGAGACGCCGUCGGAGGAGGAGGAGGAGCUAAGGGGAAGCAGCUGACGACGCUGAAGGAAGAAAUACUGACGGAGUUGGAGAGAAGAGUGACUCUGUCCUGCUCCGCCUGCCAGGCUGGCGUGGAGGAUGUGAGGCGGCAGCAGGAGUCGGACAGAGAAAGAGUGCGAGCGCUGGAGAAGCGGAUCAACUCCAUGGACCAACAUUUUAGGCAGAGCCUGCAGGUCCUUCAAAGUGAGACGGAGCAGUACCAGACGUGCUGCAAGACAGUCAGUGAGCUGGAGAAGAGAUUGUCUGACCUGGACGGCCAAGUCAGCGCCACUGCCAACAAGUGUGACACCAUCAAAGGGCGCCUGGACAAAGAGCUGGCUGGAACCGGGGGAGGGAAGGGAAGAGUGACUGAGGACAGGUUGAACGGCAAACUGCGGGAGUUGGAGAAGAGGGUGAAUAACACGGUGAGAAAAUCUGAACAGAAGUGCAUCAACACUGGGAACAACCUGAAGGACGGCGUCCAAAGAGACGUGACGCAGCUACGCAACGUGGUCCUCAGUCAACUGGAUGAGCACAGAUUCAAAAUCGGGAAGCUAGAGCUUGAUGUGUCUGUCCUUGGGGACACGGUUACAGACCACAGUCGACGCCUGAGCCACCUGGAGAACAUCACAAUCUUCCUGGACAGGAGGUUAACGGCGACUUCAAAAGUGUGUGACGACACAUGCGGGCUGAAGGACAAAGAACGCAAGACCGAAGACACCGUCAAAACCUUGGAAUGGAGGGUCGUGGCUAACCAAGGGGAAAUCCAGAAAUUUAACACAAGAUUAAAUGACUUGUCCGUGUCAGGUGACUCACUGGCAGACAGAGUCGAAAACUUAACAGAUGAUGUGAAAAAGAUCAUUGUUAUGACCGGAAAGGACGGUGAACACUUCAAUAGGAUCGUCUCAGAAGUUGACACGCUGAGCCAGGAUUGGGAAGACUGUUCAAUCUGCGCCAGUGUUGAUGAGGACUUACGUCUGCUGGCCAACUCCACCGCCGUCACGCUCAGCAAGUGUCAGACUGAAGUGGACGAUCUGCGGAGAACGGUGGAUUCAGGCGAAACGGUGUGCUCUCAGGUGUGCUCGAACCUUCAAGAAGAGGUGGGGCGACUCAGAGAAGAAGUGGAGGAGAGCAAUGCUCAGUGCAAAAUCAACAUUGACGACCUGACCAAUCGCCUUGAUGGUCACCAUGACCACAACGGGAGAUUAGGAGGCGACCUGAAGUCCAUCCAAGGAGAGUUAUCUAAAGUGAUGAUCACGUUCGGCUCCAUCAACAACACACUCAAAGGCAUGGGAACGACGAUACAAACCCAUGGGAACACCAUCAAUGAUCUGACCCACACCAAGGACAGGAUCCACUCUCAGGUGGACAUUUUGAAGAAGGACCUGUGGGACCACAUUGACGACUCCAGCGUUCGAUUGGACAGUCUUGGCAAAGACAUAGAAGUGAUCAGGAGUAACUUUGUGACGGAAGUCGGCGAGUGUCGGCGAGCAAGCGACGGCUUGGAGGGACGAUUCACCAAGCUGGAAGGAGUUUGCAGACGCUUUGACUCUUUUUCAGACAGCCUGCAGACGAUUAAGGAGGGCCUGAACCAACACGUGUCGGCUUUGUGGAACUGCGUCAACAGACUCAACGUGACAGUCACGUCUCAAGGAGGUCUUAUCGAUAAUAUCCAGAAUGUCCAGCUGGAAAAAGUCUAUGGGAACAUACACAGGCUGAACUCGUCUCUGCUGGACUUGAAGAAGGAGUUCUAUGAGUUCACAGAACAGGAUUUCACGGGCCCACCUGGUCUGACUGGUCCCAGAGGAGAGCAAGGAGCGCUUGGAGCUCAGGGAGCUGCGGGACCCCAAGGAAGGGUGGGACCCCCGGGUGAAAUGGGCAAACAAGGACCGGCUGGACCACCAGGCCUGAGAGGUGAACAAGGUGUUGCAGGUGCAGACGCCCACGUGCCCCGCCUCUCCUUCUCCGCCGCACUGACUCGACCAAUGAGAGGAGCAGGAACUAUUGUGUUCAACCAAGUCUUUGUCAAUGAAAACAACGUCUAUGACCCCAAAACAGGUUAUUUCACGGCCCCCGUCAGAGGAAGGUAUUUCUUCAGCGCUAUCCUGACCGGCCAUAAGAACAUGAAAAUCGAGGCGGUGUUGUCCAAGUCCAAUACGGGUGUGGCUCGGGUGGACUCUGCCGGGUAUCAGCCAGAAGGUCUAGAAAAGCCAAUGGCGGAAGCCAAACACAUUCCUGGCGCUCUGGCGGUCUUCAACGUCAUCCUGCCCAUGGAGGCGGGGGACACGGUCUGUAUCGACCUGGUCGCUGGCAAGCUGGCUUACUCCUCGGAACCUUUGACCAUCUUCAGUGGGACGUUGCUGUACGAGAACUUCUGAUCC
Nerophis lumbriciformis (worm pipefish) is the source of this 3350-nucleotide messenger RNA. It is a transcript of the gene emilin1a, whose product is annotated as elastin microfibril interfacer 1a. Gene Ontology annotation, molecular function: protein binding. The record is from RefSeq and is a predicted model, not a curated record. Lineage: Eukaryota; Metazoa; Chordata; Actinopteri; Syngnathiformes; Syngnathidae.